This is a messenger RNA of Melitaea cinxia (Glanville fritillary), 2618 nucleotides long. RefSeq names its product gamma-tubulin complex component 3 homolog (gene Grip91). Bases 1 to 2493 code for a protein of 830 amino acids. Gene Ontology annotation, biological process: mitotic cell cycle; microtubule nucleation; cytoplasmic microtubule organization. The record is from RefSeq and is a predicted model, not a curated record. Gene Ontology annotation, cellular component: centrosome; spindle pole; equatorial microtubule organizing center. NCBI's taxonomy places the organism in Eukaryota, Metazoa, Arthropoda, Insecta, Lepidoptera, Nymphalidae. The transcript has 18 exons. Gene Ontology annotation, molecular function: microtubule minus-end binding; gamma-tubulin binding.
AUGGACGUAUCGGCAAGUACGGUUGCUUCCUUACUUCAUAAAUUGUGCGAAGGAUUGGCAUUUGAUCCUGAUGGAGCUUAUGAACUAGCCCUCUCAUAUUUAUCAUCCACAAGUGAAAAAUCUCGUCCGGUACAAGAUGAAAGAUUUCUGUGUCAAAAGAUUCAUUCACGUUUAGCCCGUGUGUCUGCAAAAGAUGCAGAUAAAUUCAAUGAGUCUUAUGCCAAAUUAAAGAAUUCUUUUGUAUUAAAGCAAAGAGAGUCCGUGCUCUCAUUAUUAUUGGCCCUGUCAGAGACACCACACAAUUCGGAAUCAACACAGCAAUUGUUUCCUUUACCUAAUUUGGUCUGUACUAAUACUGCAAUCGGCUCAACAGCUACUACGUCAACGUCAAGCAAAAGUACCAUUGGUUCAGCUAGUUGGGGUAGCAAUGCUCUCAAACCACAAAGUUCUAAUCAAAGUCUGCCAUCCAAUAAUAGCAACAUGGUUGUAGCUGUGCAAUCUAAUGAUCGUAUGCAAGAGCGAACGUGCGUACGGGACGCAGUAUUGGCGGCCACAGGUGUGAAAGCUUCAAACUCGACUAACUGGUCUCGUCCGGCUCAAACGUUGUACACAAGAAUAGCUCAUUUGGGCUUUUUGCAUGACCGCCUUAAGGAGUUUAUUGACCCAGCAUCAGGACUUAUGCCACAAGGUUUGAUGGGCGAGGGAUUAGUGGCGUCAAUAAGAGACGAGCUUACAGAAUAUUAUCGGAGUGUUGCUCUUCUACAGUCUCAGGUAUGUGAAGGCGAUGGCGGUGGUGGCACUUUACGCCGUGUCAUUGUGUGGGCUUAUGAACCUCUGCAUCGUCUGACCUGGCUAGCCAAUAUCGCACACGCAGCUCAUCAUAAAAAAGGCGGGGAGCUGGCAUCGUGCGUGCACCGGUUCGUGCGGCACGGCGACGAGCGCGUGUGCGCGCUGGCGCGCCGCCUGCUCACCGCGCUCACCUACCCGCUGCUGCUCAUGCUCACGCGCUGGCUGCUGCACGGGGAGAUCGAUGAUCCUUUUAACGAGUUCUUCAUCGAAAGCAGAUGUGGCGUGCCGAUAGACAGAAUGUGGCAUGACAAGUAUAGAGUUAGGGAGUGGAUGGUGCCGUCGUUCAUGUCCCGCGAGCAGGCGGCUCAGAUCCUAGCGACGGGCAAGAGCGUUGUGUUCAUGCGUGAGGCCUGCGCCGAUGAGCCCGCGCCCGACGACCACCACCACCACCUACGUCAGCUGCUUGACGACCACCGAGCCGGUGGGUCAGAGGCAGCAUGGUGGGAGGCGAGUGGGUUGCGUGCAGGUGUGGCGGCGGCUCAUGCGACGGCAUCGCAGCGCCUGCUGGCCGCGCUCACGUCGCACCACCACCUGCUGGACCACCUGGCCGCACACCGCCGCUACCUGCUGCUGGCGCAGGGUGACUUCGUGCACCACCUCAUGACGCUGCUACAAGAAGAGUUGAACAAGCCGGCGACGUCGCUGUACGUUCACAACCUAACGUGCACGCUAGAAGCCGCAGUGCGCGCAACCAACGCGCAGUUCGAACCGCCUCACGUGCUCGCACGCUUGCACGUCAACCUGUACCCUAAUUGCGACGGACGCGAGGACAGCGGCUGGGACGUGUUCGCCCUGCAGUACCGCGUGGACGGGCCGCUGGGCACGCUGUUCCCGGCCACGUGCGCGGCGCGGUACCGCGCGCUUUUCACGCAGCUGUGGCGCGUCAAGCGCAUCGAGCACGCGCUGCACCACGCCUGGCGCGACCACGCCAUCCUGCAGAAACGGCUGCGGCACGUGCCCGAGGUGUGCGGCCUGAUGCGGCGCGUGUCGUGCCUGCGCGCGGAGGCGCUGCGGCUGUGCGGCGCGCUGCAGGAGGCGAGCUGCGAGGGCGCGGAGGCGGCGUGGGCCGAGCUGCUGGCCGCCGCCGCCGCGCGCGCGCCGCUGGACCGCCUGCUGCGCCUGCACCUGCGCGCGCUCGAGCGCCACUCCGUGCACGCCAUGAUCCACCACUCCACGCAGGAACUGCAGUCGUACUUGGGUAACGUGUUAAACGAAACACUAGCGUUACGCAGCUUUGAAACGACCCUGCACGCCGGUAUUGACGCCGAGCUGGAACGUCGCGAGCGACUGGAGCAGUUGAAGGCCGAGCGGGUCGCAAGAGGUGAGUACGCAUUUACCGCUGCUGAUGAAGCUCGAGAUAAAGAAAAGAGAAAAAUCUUCCAACAGUUCUUAGGCAACAGAAAAGCGGACCUUAACGUUUGGGCGCGCACUUACCGAGGCCAUGUGACAACGCUAAUCCUCAAGCUGGCCUUGCACCCGGAGGUCUCGCUGCAGACGCUCGCUUUCCGACUGGACUACAGCGACUUCUACAAGCGAGGCGACGCAAAGCUCCACGAACCUUUGACAUACCAACACAAGCGACUCAGUGAGAUUGGACUUAAUUUGGCGAAGAGCAAGUUAAUAGAUCACAGUAAGCAAAAGUGACACAUAUCGACGGAACCGCCCACCACCAGCGUCUGCGUACCGUGGAUCGGUUUCGGCUGCAUUCCUUAUAACUUAUAAUAUCUAUGUAUUGUCGUUUCUAUGAAAUUACACUAACUGAUAAAGAG